This is a messenger RNA of Phanerochaete carnosa HHB-10118-sp, 4120 nucleotides long. RefSeq lists its product as uncharacterized. The transcript has 2 exons. The record is from RefSeq and is a predicted model, not a curated record. Lineage: Eukaryota; Fungi; Basidiomycota; Agaricomycetes; Polyporales; Phanerochaetaceae. Bases 1100 to 3703 code for a protein of 867 amino acids.
GGAAGACGACCCGGGAGAGCGCUUCGAGGUGCGGCUGCCCGACGACCUGAGACGCGUCCUCGCGCUCAGCCCGCCGCCACACGCCGCGCCCGAGGCGGAAGGCGGAGGGAAGCUCGUGGACGGCCUCCUGUACGGGCGGCGCGCGCACUACGACGCGAGCCGCGGGGGCGAGGUGUGGGGCGCCGGCGAGUUCAGCAGCGGGUGCGAGGACGGGGUGGUGCUGGCGGGAGCCAAGGGCGAGGAGGGCGAGGAGGAGUGGGAGGGCGAGCCGGUGCCGUGGGAGGUUGCGGAGAUGUAGACGACGAUUGGCCGCGCAUUAAGCUUUAGAGCUCCGUAGCGUCUCGAAUAUUACAUGCCCGUACGUGCGGGGAUAAUGUCGCUUGGAGGCACACCCGGCACGUGGUCCGGCGAUGCAGACGCCACAUGCGACUUGCGUGCUGCCCUCCACGCGCCCAAUGUCUCCAACCUUGCGCCGCAAGCAUGUCGCAGCGGGACAAGGAUGGAAAAAACAGAGACAAGUGUCCCAUCCACCGCCGAGCCGAAGACGGCAAAACAGAGACAACAGUCGCAUCCCCCGCCUCGCCGUUCACGCAUGCCGCCGACCCCUGCGGGCCCCCUGCCUCGCACACUUCAUGUCCCGCCGCCUUGCGUCCGGGGGACUCCAGCUGCACCAGCUGCACCGCCUCCACUGCACAGCCUGGCUGCGAGAUGAGAUAGCAGGCGCAUCAGACGUGCUCGCACCCAUGUCUUGUUCGACGUUAUAUCUACCAGCAGGGCCCUUGUGUGGGCACUCACUUUCCAUAGGUCUCGCGACUGCUCCGCACAGCCGCUUUCAACUCUUUCACAACCCUCGAGAUAUCGCGCUCUAGUCGCAGAUACCAGGUGCGUACAGGGUCGCUUGCAGAUCGUAUCGUCCCUCUAACCUGGCGUGCAAUUCCAGGUCGUGUGCUUACCUGCCGUCCGUCUCGUGCCUCCUCUCCCUCCAUAAGCCCCGUCAUCCCUCUCCAGCUCUCCCACCAUCUCGCCACUCGCACCUCCUUCAUACAGCGCCUCACCUUCCAAUAAGUAGCCCUCAAGUGGACCACUGCGAGAGACCGCCAUGACUUCGUCUUCACCCACCCCCAGCCUGCAGCGCCGCAGCUCGCUCAAGGACUACUUCGCCAACGGGGUCCCGCGCCUCCCCAGCCUCCGCUCCCGCCGCUCCAACGCUUCCAUCACCUCCGUCAACGCCCUCGCACACGGCAAGGACCUCUCCACGUCCUCGUCCGGCUCCAAGCACGCCCCGUACGCCGUCCACCAGCAGAACAUGGCCCCGAUCAUCCUCCGCGACGCCGACGCCACGGCAAAGCUCCUCGAGACCAUCUUGGUGUCCCAGGGAGGAAAGAGGAGCCUCGCGAGACUUGCGAGGACGUGCAAGGCCUUCAAGGAACCCGCCCUCGACGUGCUGUGGAGGGACCUCGAUAGCUUCGUCCCGCUCGUGACGCUCUUCCCGGCCACGUUGCUCAAGCGUGCGCGGAGGCCGGCCCUCGGAUUCGUACGUCACACUUUCUUCUUCUUCUUCUUCUGCUUCUUCCUGCCGAGUGUUCACCAGAGCUGCUGCGACGCCGACUGGGACAAGGCCCUCGCCUACGGCGAACGCGUCAAGAACAUCCAGUUCGUCGAAGCCUUCAACGCCUUCUCGCAGUCCAUCUUCCCCGUGCUCGCGACCUGCCCGCGCGAGCACCUCCUCCCGAACCUCACCGCGCUCACCUGGAAGGCCGAGUCGGCCCCGGGCCUGAACUACCUCCGGCCGUACCUCGCCCCGCCGCUGCGGAGCUUCACGCUCGAGAUGGGCGUGCGCGCGCCCAAGAUCAACGACCUGCUCGACGAGGUGAUGGCCAAGACGCAGCUCUCCCAGUUCUCGUUCACGCUGCACAGCAACCUGCCCGAGUCCUUCGUCGACACCGUGCGCCCGGCGGCGCGGCUCGAGAAGCUCGCGCUGCUCGCUCCCGGCGCGCUCGCCGCGCGCGUCGGCAUGUGGGCGAGCUCGCUCCCGCUCCUGCGCAGCCUCGCGCUCGACCUGAGCAACCAGAGCCUGCGCGCCGUCGACGGCUUCUUCCACGACGUCGCGCCGCAGCCCGGCAGCGGCUACAGCACGCCGAGCAGCCUCGGCCACGACUCGGGCGUCUUCUCGGGCGACGACGACCUGAACGUCGUCGACUUCAGCGACGUCCGCCGCAGCAUCGUGCGCCUCACGAGCGACGGCCCCGCGCGGCACACCGCCACCACGGGCGCGUUCGCGCAGCUGACGGCGCUCAGCCUCGCGGGCGAGGCGGGCACGCUCGCCGCGUUCCUGCGCCACCUCGGCAGCCCGCUCGCGCAGCUCGAGCUCGCGGUCGAGGACCCGCCGCCGCGCGAGGACUGGCGGGACCUGUGCGCGCUGCUGGGGACCCACUUCGGGCAGACGCUCCAGACGCUCAAGGUCGCGGCGACGAGCACGGCGCGGUUCAACGAGCUCGUGCGGUCGACGUCGCGCGCGGGCGACGUCGCCCUGCAGCGCCUGCCGCUCGUGCACCUCGGCCGGCUCCCGCACCUGCACCGGCUCGAGAUCGAGCUCGCAGAGAGCGCCGUGUUCCACAACGAGGACGUCGCGCACCUCGCGCGGGCGUGCCCGAACCUCGAGGUCGCGCGGCUCUGCGGCCAGGCGCGCUUCCCGCCCGCGGCGGGCCCGCCGCCGCUCACGCUCGAGGGCCUCAUCCCGCUCACGAGCGCGUGCGCGCGCCUGCACACGCUCGCCGUCGUCGUGCACGCGGCGGACGCGGCGGACGCGACGUUCCGCGUGCGCGAACACUCGUCGCGCGCGCUCAUGCGGCUCAACGUCGGGCACUCGUGGGUCCGCGACCCGCUCGCGGCCGCGGUCCUCCUCAGCCACGUCGCGCCGCACCUCGAGAUCCUCCGCUGGUUCGCGCCCGCGACGCGCUCCGGGUCCGUCGAGCGCCACGCGGAGGCGUGGCAGAAGGUGCAGGACUGCCUGCCGCAGCUCCAGCGCAUGCGGCUCAUCGAACGCAGUCUCGUGCCGAGGCCUGUCGUGGCCGAGCCGCCGAGGAAGGCGGACAAGGAGGUGGAUGCGACGCCGGUGACCGUGCAGAGGGGCGUGCUGGUGCGGCCGGUGUAUGUCGACAGUGAGAUGCAAGUCGAGGUGCCGGAGAGGGUGGAGAUGGAGGUGCAGGCCCUACCAGAGACGUCAGAAGAAGAAGUCGACGCGACGCCAGUCCUGAUGGACGCAGAGGUCGAUGCUGUUCCGCAGGUUUUGGAACAAGCCAUCGAAGCUGCACCAGAGGUCGACGAAAAGGCGAUCGAUACGUCGGUCAGGCCCCAGGUCGGUGCGGAAGAGCAGAUCGUCAGCCCGACAGAGAGCUCAGUCUCAACACACUCGAGCAUAAUGACAGCGUUCGUCCCGUCGGUUCAUGGGAUCGUCACGCUACCGUUCCGCGCGGUGCGGGUCUACACCUACUACCUUUCGCUGCCGCUGCGCUAUAUGUUUUCCUUUACUUCACCGCUUAUGCCCUCCCUCGCGAACUAUGCUGCAAACAUGCAAAACGAGCCGAAGAGCCCAUCGGAAAGCUCAGACUCGCCACAGUCUAUGGAACCCAUGAGCCCUUCUUUUACCUCACACGAAAACACUAACGGAAACGCCUCUACGCGCUCAAUUGUUGGUCACUGAUCCCCUCUUCGCCGUCGCAUACAUAUACUUAUUUACUGUCUUGGUGCUGGACACUGCUAUCGUAGGACGUUAGGCCUAAUACCAUGCGCAUUUCCUCUCUUUUGCGUGAGCCUAAAGUUGAAGCGCCGAGUCUCCGAGUCGAAAGCGCGCAACGCCAACUUGCACGCCUGCCUAACUGGGGCGAGGCCGUGGCCAAAGAGGCGCCCGAGGACGCAUUGCGCGCGACGCGUCAGUCAGUGCUGCCACUGUUCGAGCCACGCUCGCACUCGUCUUUCGCCUCCACCUGGUUUACUCGGCCGAUCCAGUUCAGAAGAUACGACAUGGCUGACCCCAAGAAACAGGAGAAAGAUUUCACAAAGGAGGUCGACGCCAUCGUCCCAGAGGCCCAGAGCAUCGCCAAGGUGUGUGCCGCCCUUU